CAUCCGUGGAAAAUGCCCAGAUCCAUGUAGUGCAGGAAAAAGUGCAAUAUUUCACUCUGAAAAGUACUGCAAGAAAAGUGGCACAAAACUGAAAUAAUCAAGACAAGUGCCACGUACCUCCAAACUGGACGGAAGGACAGUGACAAUGUCUAAAAAGCAGUCCAGAAAGAAGAAGAUUAAGAUCUCUUGGUCAAGUGAAGAGGAUGCAACGUCAUCUGAAGAGCAAGUUGUCACCACAGUUUGCACAAGUGCCAAGAAGAAGCAGCAUGACAGCAGUCCUGACAGAAGCACAGAAAAAGAGAAAAAUUGUGCUUCUCUUACCGUCAAAGAUGUUUCCCAAAGUGGCCGUCAGAUCAAAAAGGCUGUCUACAAACUGGCUAAAAAAACAGCAACAGAUCCAGGACCUGGUGAAAAGGAAGAGAAAUGUGCGACAAAAAGUGUCGUGCUUGUGUCUUACCAUGAACGGAGUUGCUCUAGACAGGAGAAGGCUAAUAAUUCUGUCACUACAGGCAAAGCUGUAGAGACCGGACACUCAAAAUCCAGGAAGACCCACAGUGCAGAUAAGAUUCCUCAAAAAACAGAGAAGAUCUCCCAAAGAAAAUCAGAUAAUGAGUCUUCCGAGAGGAGCCCCUCAAAAUUCACCAAGAAAUUGAAGCGUCACACUUUGGAUUCAGCUGAAUUAAUGGAACAGAAGCACAUUUUAGCAAAGAGGCAGUGCAUUCAUGAGGAGCCACCCAAAACUGGACCACACAGCAAGACCCCUAAGACCAGGAAAACAAGCAAGACCUCCUCUCUCUCCAAGGAGUUCAGGGAGAGGAAGAGGAAGGUGGGCACAAAGAUGCACAGAAGAAAGCACAGAGAGGACUUAAAGGCCAAAGGGAAUUUGUGUGCUGAAGGAAAAUCCUCCUCCACUGCUGCUACAGAUCAGUCUUCCACUUCAGCCAAACCUACUACCUCAGAUAGUACAUCAAAUGUACUCAAGUGUGCCAGUCCCCCAAAAAAGAACAUCACACCCGAGUCACAUAAGGCAGCUAAUUCGCUAUGCACUAAGCAAGAGAUACUUCCCGACACACCCACUCUGCCUCGUAAUUAUAAGAUACCAAAAAAGACUUUAGUUCCACCAGCUGGUGAUACAGUUUGCAAUAAUGAUGGUACUCCUGCAAGUAGAAAAAGUAAUACAAGUGGAUCUGAGCCUUCAGUAUCUGGGGCCCCGGCGAACAAAACACGGCAAGGAUCUGCCCCCAGUGUUGACCGCCCUACAGCUGUGACACCUGCUGCUCCGUUUGAAGAACAGCACAAGUCAAAACAGAGCGCGAUAUCUGAACAGUUACCCACCUUGAACCAUGCAGGCACAUCACUGUGCUGUGACCAGAAGCAGGUGGUUGAAGAGCAUCACACUGCCCAGUCUGAGAAGAGACCGGAGUUGAAACCACUGAAGAGCUAUGGAGAGCUCACAUGUAUGGAAAUAGAUCUACCAGAAGAGGGAGACGCAGACUCAUCAAGCAGACAGACCCAUCAGCGAGAUGUCAUCCUCAUUCUGGACACCAACAUCCUCCUCAGUCACCUUGAUUACAUAAAGAAGAUCAGAUCUCAUGGCCUCGGAGCCAUGGGCUUCCCUGUGAUCCUGAUCCCCUGGGUGGUGCUUCAGGAGCUUGACUCUCUGAAGAUGGGGAACAGACUGUCAGGCUCUGUGGACCGCAAGGCCUCUCCUGCCAUCAAGUACAUUUACAGCUCUAUAAAGAGCCGGGAGUCUGGCCUCUGGGGGCAGUCGAUGCAGCAGGCUGCGCAGAGUAGCUAUGGUCUGAUUGCUGAGAAUAAUGAUGACCGAGUGCUGCAGUGCUGCCUGCAGUACCAGAGUCUAUACCCAGAGAGCCCUGUCAUCCUAUGCACUAAUGACAAGAACCUGUGCUCUAAGGCAAUUUUGAGUGGGGUGAAGGCCUUCAGUAAAGAUGACUUAGUGAAGGAGGUUGAGAGGCUCAGACAUGACGAUCAGGCCCUGCAGUGCUUGUCGACACCCACACGGCCUCUCAAUGUCUCCCAGUUUCAAACACCAGUGCUAAACAAGAGCUGCACACCAGCACAGUCCCCGAAGAGACAUUCACCGAGUCACCUUUCUCAAGCAGAGAUGGAAGAAGAUGACGGGCAGCUAGAUGAAGGAGAGAACGAAGAAGAGAAAAGAAAGAAGCUCAGCAGAUGUGUUUCAGACAUGGAGGACUGCCUGAGGGAGGUGCUGUGUGAGGUGCUGGAGGUGGAGAUGAAGGCCAUUUAUCAGGACCUCUGGCUAGAGAUAGUUUAUCUCAAACCACCCUGGACUCUUCUGGAUAUCCUGCAGUGCAUGAAAAAACACUGGAUUGCUGUCUUUGGACAUAUUGUCCCACGAAAGAAGCUGCAAGCUGUUUUACAUCUCAAUAACUUCUUCACCUCAGAUAAAACAGUGGAAUAUAACACCACCUCAGAGGCUUUCCUCCAAGCUAAAGACCUGCUGACGGUGUUUGGGAAAAGGUCAAGCCGUGUUCCUGCUGCCCUGUCAUUACUGGACAACAUAUUCAAUAGACUCUUAACUAAGGGGGAGACUCCUGUCAGUGAUGCUGUUAUGUCUGAUGAUGAAGAGAAGCAGGCCACAUCCUCUCAUGUCUCACACCAAGACGUCUGGGCUCUGUUUGAGAACAUCUGGAAAAAUGUAUAUGAGAUAAGCUUGACUGUGUUCAAAGCUCUGCACUUUGACCCUCAAACCAUGCAGAGAGCUCAACCAGCAGGAGGUCCUCCACCACCACAGGACGCCUUGUGCUGUUUGUACAAAGUGACCUCCAUGAUCUCACAGCUGCUCCAAGCUUUCAGCAGGAUCCUGUCCGCAGUCAGUUUAGAGGAAACCCAGGCACUUUUGAACUUCAUCCACUCCAGUGAGGUUGCUACUACCAGCUUGACAGCCAAAGACCUACUUGACUGUUUCUCACAGCAAGAAUACCGGGACAGGCUGAGCAUCGGGGGGACCCAGCUGAUGCAUCUCAAAGUGGCCCUUGAGCACUGUGUUGAGGCCGUGGGUCAACACGUUACCCACGCCACAUAGCGCCGACUGGACCAGCGUCAGGGAGUUUUCACCAUAUCAGCUGACCGCAGACCUUGAAUACACUGACCUCCUUUACUUGAAGUUAGACACUGUAAGUUACAGUCUUGUUUAUUUUUACUAUGCUGACAGCGACAAGACCUACUUUUAAAAAAAAAUAAAACUGUGUUUGCCUAGAGACACAAUGCUGUUCUGUGCUGUAUUAAUGGUGAUGGAUGUUCUCCAUCAUUCAGAAAAGUCAUGUUUUUGUUCUAUUUUGUGUUUUGGCCUGUUCAGUCUGUAGGGUUCAGGCCUGUGGUUUUGAAUCAUAGGCACUGUGAAAGAAGAGCGCUGCACACUGCCUCCUGUACUCCUCCAUAUUGAUUCCACUGGCUUAGAAAUUUUCAGCCUCCUAUCUCCUGCCAAGUAAAUGAAGUUGGGUGGCGAAAUGCAGGUUUUAUUGCUUUGUGGCCUGAUUGUUGCCCACUGACCUAAUUGAAUCUUUUUCCAGGUUCAGGGAAUACUAUCUUAUGCCAGCAACAUAAGUAAGCUGUCAGGUGAUGAUGACAUACUUAGGAAAAUCAUAUGACCAGACUGCCACCUUCUAUCCUGUGUUCUGCAUCUGGCAUAAAGUUUACUCUCACUAACCAACGAGUCCAGCUUCUCUGCCCUUAUGCUUUAACAAUUAGUGGGGAAAACUGGCAUGACCUCACCCUCCUUUUUCUCGCUGCAUGUAAGUCUCAGUGCUAUAUGAAAGGCCAUGUGGGACCAAAUUGAGACUUUGCCGAAGCAUAAUGUGAAAUACACACACAUUUGAAAUAAAUAUUCAUUGUGGCUGCCUUGACAACGCUACGCUGGAAGUAUUUUUUACUGUUACUAUUAUUUUGCACUUCAUUAGCAGAACUUCAAGGCUGUUCUUUAUCUUAGCCUGGGAAAAAUCUCAAAAUGACUGCGUGGUUUGCAUAAAGUGGGGUAGUGGGUGAUACACCAGUCUAACAGAGGUAACAGUACAACUGAGCACUACAGGAGGAUUAAGAAGGUAAUACCUUUAUUGGCACAGUCCUAGAUGGUCUCUUAUAUUGCAGCCCUUACUGAGACACCAUAUCAUAGGCUCUACAGACUGACAGUCCUGAAUUGUUUAAUUUCAAUACACACUAUUUCAGUACACUAAUUAUUAUAACAAAUGUUUCUUUUAAUUUUUAAGAUGAUUGUUUUAUGUAUUUAAGUAGAAAUAUGCUAUAUUUUCAGAGCAAAAUCUAUUUUUAUGUAUGAAUAAUGUUCUAUAUUAUUUAAUGUAUGAGAAACAUUAAACUUUUUUG
Messenger RNA from Myripristis murdjan (pinecone soldierfish), 4362 nucleotides. It is a transcript of the gene swt1, whose product is annotated as SWT1 RNA endoribonuclease homolog. Gene Ontology annotation, cellular component: nucleus. The coding region runs from base 146 to 3067 and encodes 973 amino acids. The transcript has 18 exons. The record is from RefSeq and is a predicted model, not a curated record. Lineage: Eukaryota; Metazoa; Chordata; Actinopteri; Holocentriformes; Holocentridae.